CGGACAUUCAAGAACCAAGCGCCCGGUCGCAUCCAGAUCAUCAAGCCUUCAUUUCUUUAUUUUUACUACAACGGAUUAUCAUCGUCAUCAUCAUCUUCUUCCAUUUUCUAUCUCCCUUUAUCAGCGAAUACUCCCUUCUUCUCUCACCUGCAGCCACUUUCCGACCCUCUCAUAUGUGCCUGUUCUAGAUCCGUCUCGGCCACCAUGCACCUCCGUUCGUGCCUUGUGGGGAGCGUUCUCGCUCUAGGCGCCAACGCCUUGCUAGUUAUCCCCGAAGUCGAUGAAGCCAUCGCCCCUGAGAGCGAUUUCCCCCCCUUCCAUCCGCUGGAGGUUUAUGCUGCCAAGAAGCAGCAGGUUGAGCUUCCCUGCACCGAGUGUCCAUUCCCCGAAGUUGGUGAGGAUGGGAAGGUCAGCUGGACUGAUGGCUUCCAAACGUCUCUGUCGUUGGAAUUCUCCACUGAAAAUGGCUUCCUUCUGGCCAACGGUCGCCAAAUCUUCCCUCCACCCCCUCCCACUCUCAUUACUGCCGUGCAGCGCCGGGCGUCUGAUGGCGUGGAAACGGAACCGAUUCCCUUGGGAUACGCUGUAGAGGAAAUGCCACUGCCAACCCCGCCCGAGGACCCUAUGGAGCUCGUGGCUGUGCGCUUCACUGUCCUCGAUCUCGACAGUCGCCCUGUUCCCUUGGACACCGUGGCUUUGACGCUUAUCCACGAUCCUAACAGCGGUGAGCUGUACAUGGCCAAGACCGAGAUUGAAGAGGCAACACCCGACCGUGUCUCCUGGAGACAGUGCCGUGGAAAGCCGAAUUGUCUGAGGAAACUGUUGUUUGACCGGAUGCGGUCCUUGUUCGCAGCGGCCAAGGCCCGUAUGCUUGGAAUGGGUCCCAAGCCGAAGGGCUCGCAUUGCGGUGGUCCCCAUGGCUUGGAUCACCCUCGCCCACCCCCGCCUCACCAUCACCACCACCAUCAUGAUGAUAAUGAUGAGUUUGACCCCGAGCGCAUUGCUCCCCCUCCCAUGGAAGGAGAAGAUGCCGGCUUCAUGGGCCACAUGGGCCACAUGGGCAAGUUUGACCGUCCCCACCAUCACCACCACAUGAACCACAUACACCAUGGCCAGUGGGAACGCACUGUCCACCGCGUGGUCCGCUUCAUCGUGGUUCCAGCUGUGCUGGGUGUUUUGGCAGGUUUGGCCGCUAGCGCUCUCGGUAUGCUGGUCGGCCAGAUCGUGGUCUUCAUGUGGCAGCGUUUCCGCCGCUCUACUCCCAAGGAUUCUUUGGAACAGGGUACUAUGGCUGAAAAACAGGGUCUGAUGACCGAGUCUUCCGAUGAGCUCCCUCCUGCGUAUAGUGAUGAAGAGCCCAUGACUGAGGAAGUGCCUUUGACUAAGAACUGAACCAGUCUUUAAGCGCUGCUAAUCUCGUCGUUCCCCUGGACAAUGCAAGUUGAGACACUGCACAACGACCUGGACAUCUACGGAGGGGUGGCAUUGGCAAGACUUGCCGGCAAAUUCGCCGGAGAUGAAUAUAUUUGAGCUUCUCCUUGUUCCUUUCGGGGUGAUUCUGUAAAGCAAACUCUCGUUCCUAUUUCCUUUCUUUACCAUUUUCGAAACCCCCGUUCCUCCCUUUUUAUUAUUUUUGUCCGCUGGGAUCUAGUUCGCUCUUUCGGCUUUCUUGUCGGCUGUACCAGUCUAGGUACUGCACCAACUCCGCUGCUUUUCCUUAUGUAGCGCAAGCAUGGAUCUUGUUCCGUACC
Messenger RNA from Aspergillus sclerotioniger CBS 115572, 1751 nucleotides. RefSeq lists its product as uncharacterized. NCBI's taxonomy places the organism in Eukaryota, Fungi, Ascomycota, Eurotiomycetes, Eurotiales, Aspergillaceae. Bases 205 to 1392 code for a protein of 395 amino acids. The transcript has 2 exons. The record is from RefSeq and is a predicted model, not a curated record.